GUGGGAGGGGCAAAGGGAGGAAGUGAAGAGACGCUGAAGCUGUGCGAAAGGUGAAGCGCUGACGGAAAUCUCUGAUAUGGUUCAUGUCGCAAGAGCUUGAGGAAAGCUAACUCGCCAGAAAGAGAGAGACGAGCAAGAAUAGAAGUGUAAAAUGGCUGACCAAAGGCAGCGCUCAUUGUCCACCUCAGGGGAAACAUUAUAUGUUGUUCUGGGACUUGACAAAAAUGCUACACCAGAAGACAUUAAGAAAUCAUACAGAAAACUUGCACUGAAGUACCAUCCUGACAAAAAUCCAGAUAACCCUGAAGCAUCAGAGAAAUUUAAAGAAAUAAACAAUGCUCAUGCAAUUCUGACUGAUGCGACAAAACGGAAUAUCUAUGAUAAGUAUGGCUCAUUGGGUCUCUACGUGGCAGAACAGUUUGGUGAGGAGAAUGUAAAUACGUAUUUCGUCCUGUCUAGCUGGUGGGCAAAGGCUUUGUUUGUCUUCUGUGGAGUGAUCACUGGCUGCUACUUCUGCUGCUGCCUCUGCUGCUGCUGUAAUUGCUGCUGUGGGAAGUGUAAACCGAAGCCUCCUGAGGGGGAGGAACACGACUAUUAUGUCUCACCAGAAGAUCUGGAGGCACAGUUACAGUCAGACCUGGAAAGAGAGGGAGACGGAGCAAUUGUGGUGCAGCCAACAUCGGCCACAGAAACAACCCAGCUGACUAGUGACAGUCACCCCAGCUAUCACACCGAAUGAUUUAACUAAGCCAAGUUUGUUCUUGUAAUUAAAAAGUAUAUUUAAAAUUCAUUUCAACACUGGGUUAGUUAAAGCUAUAGAUGGGGAAAGAAUUUUCACAAGAUUGCCUGCCAAGAUGAGAGCAGCCACCAACAUUGAGGAGACCACCUUUCCUUUUUCUUGCCUUUAACACUAAACAUUACCUUCAUAACAAAAUGCUGUAGCAACCAGUAUUUGAAGACUAACAUUUUUUUUCCAUUUGAAUUGAAUAUUGUAAGGUGCAUAUGGGCUGAUGUCUCAUAAUUAACUUCCAGUAGAGCCAGUGCAUGUAAACAACCAAAGUAGAUUCACCUGAAAAUCCACUGACACUCUUGUUGUUGUUUUCCUUCUGUUAGCUUUUGUAGAUCAAGAGUUUUGUUCUGAUUUAUUUUUGGGGUGUGGAACUCUGGGUAAUUAUGGCCAAUAAUGUCUUUGUCAUUAUGACACACUUUGUGCUCAAGUUUCAGGGAGUUUUGGUGUUCAGUUACUUGUUUGUAAUAGGGAAUGGUAUUCCAUUUGUUGGCGUAACAUUCUUUUAAAAUUUCUAAGAUAUCACUUGAAGCUUAAUAUUGAGGUCCAAGGUAAUACUGUUGCCAAGUUAUCGAAUUGUGUAGUAUUUUGCUACGGUGCUUUACUGCCAGUUUCUGACGUUCAUGUAAUAAUCAAAAACUUUGCUGUAAAGUAUGGACUCAGUAACUUGCUCCACGCAAACAUUCACCUAAGAAUGAGAAUUGGUUUUGAAAUGAAAUUUAUUUUUUCAGUUAUGGUGCAAACUUAAUCAGGUUGUACUAAUGAUCGGUGAGCCAAUGUAAACAAUUAUAUUCACAUGAAAAGAACAGGUUUGGGACAAAAAUUAAGAAAUUGUUCAUACUUUUGACAUUUCUUGAAAAUGCACAUUUUCUCUUUGGAUUCCUUGUUUCAUUUGAAGAAAAUAGAAUGCUAAAUAAGUAUACAUGCAAGAACAGCAUCUGACAGUUCAAAUACCAGUGUGUACUGCUGGAGUGAGCUCUUAGU
Messenger RNA from Chiloscyllium plagiosum (whitespotted bambooshark), 1771 nucleotides. Its product is annotated as dnaJ homolog subfamily C member 5. Gene Ontology annotation, biological process: regulation of synaptic vesicle cycle. The record is from RefSeq and is a predicted model, not a curated record. Lineage: Eukaryota; Metazoa; Chordata; Chondrichthyes; Orectolobiformes; Hemiscylliidae. Gene Ontology annotation, cellular component: presynapse; membrane; intracellular membrane-bounded organelle.